AUUCAAAGUCAUUUGGACCUAUUCCCUUGGGCCUCAUACGAGGAAGGGUGACCCAUGUUGUGUGGCCUCCACAAAGAAUAGGCGCCAUCCAGAGUCCUCCACGAGAAAGAUUAUCUUCUUUAUAGUUGGAUCCUGAUGAUGCUGUUGCCAGGCCUCCUCAGUGCAGAAUUUUGUAAGGGAGAAGACAUGGGAAGGCUAUUCUUGGUUAGUCUUGAAGGGAACUUCUAUAGCUGCAAGCACUGCCAAACACAUUUUGCCCUUGCUCAUGAUAUCAUUUCCAAGUCUUUCCAGUCCAGGCAUGGGAAAGCUUAUCUCUUUGAUAAAGUUGUAAAUGUUACCGUUGGAGAGAAAGAAGAACGAAAUCUGAUUACUGGAGUGCACACUGUUGUUGACAUAUUCUGUGUUGCAUGUGGAUCCAUUGUUGGAUGGAAAUAUGAGUCUGCUUGUGAGAAAUCUCAACAGUAUAAAGAAGGAAAGUUUAUCCUUGAAAGGUUUAAGGUGUUGGGACCUGAUGGCAGCCUCUACAUGGAAGCUCCAGAACCAAAUGCUGCUGGAAGUGAUGUUGAUGAUGUUUGAUUUGCUCAUUUAGGAUCUAAUCUCAUUUUGAAACUGUACAUUCUCUAUGCUUCUUCCUGUUAAAAUAUGUUAUACUUCAGCUAUUAGUAUACAUUUACAAUGCACUAAAGGUUACAAUAGUUCCCUUAUUACAAUGCAUUAAAGGUUACAAUAGUUCCCUUACCCUUAAUUCAAAAUCAACUAGGCCAAAAUGUUGGAAUUGUAUGAAA
Messenger RNA from Arachis stenosperma, 785 nucleotides. Its product is annotated as protein yippee-like. The transcript is spliced from 7 exons. Gene Ontology annotation, cellular component: ubiquitin ligase complex. The coding region runs from base 136 to 576 and encodes 146 amino acids. The record is from RefSeq and is a predicted model, not a curated record. Lineage: Eukaryota; Viridiplantae; Streptophyta; Magnoliopsida; Fabales; Fabaceae.